Molecule: messenger RNA, 2520 nt
Organism: Periophthalmus magnuspinnatus
Lineage: Eukaryota; Metazoa; Chordata; Actinopteri; Gobiiformes; Gobiidae
Product: chemokine-like protein TAFA-2
Exons: 6
Coding region: 498-911 (137 amino acids)
Molecular function (GO): receptor ligand activity
Source: RefSeq, a predicted model, not a curated record
CGUGUGAAGCGGGAGAACGAAGCUGCUGGAGACUCCAUAAAAGUUGGUGCGCGCGGAGUGGAGCUGUCAGAGCGAGCAGAGACACGGAGGAGCACGCGCUGAGGCACUGAGGCGACUGCACUGACACGGCUCUGCUCCACACGGGUUUGACACAAGUGCUGGGGAUGCAGGAGGAAGCUAUUAGGCACCGGGACGUACCCCACAUCCUCCAAGCUCGUGUUUAUUAGAUCCACGGAUUUUAGCGACAUUUAAGAAGGUUGGGAAAUCAGGACCACCCCAUGUGCGUCAGCUGAGAUGCCAGAGAAUAAUUCCGAUUGCUAUUAAAGCCAAUUUUUUUUUUUUUUACCAUAAGGAAAACCGCUGCGCAAAGGUGUAGCCUAUUUGCCCCGGUCCAACGCGCCAAUGUGUGCACCGCAUCGGGUCACCAGUGGAUUGUAGCACUCUGCAGAUGCGAUAAAGGGCGUGAAAGAGCGGGAAGGGAGUGGGACGCCUACAGGAUGAGUGAGAGGUACGCUCAGAGCAGAAGCAGAGGGGCUGUUCUCGUCAUGGUGCUGGUAGUCUGCCUAUGGGACAUGCUGCUGCCAACAGAGGGCUCCUUAGCAACUCAUCAGGUCCGGACAGGGACCUGUGAAGUGGUGGCGCUUCAUCGCUGCUGCAACAAGAAUAAGAUCGAGGAGCGUUCACAAACUGUCAAGUGUUCCUGUUUCCCGGGGCAAGUGGCCGGCACGACCAGAGCUGCACCCUCAUGUGUAGACGCCUCGAUAGUGGAGCAGAAGUGGUGGUGUCAGAUGCACCCGUGCCUUGAUGGAGAGGAGUGCAAAGUACUUCCUGAUCUCAAGGGCUGGAGCUGCGCUACGGGCAACAAGAUCAAAACUACCAAGAUUUCUGCUGACAGAGACCAACUAUGGUAACGCCAGAGAUUACACAGUGGAUUUCAGGCAAAGCGUGGUUGCUUGGAUCAUCAAAAGAGAAGAGAGUGAUGCAAUGGACCUUUCUGUAAAUAGAGACUGAAGUUCUGUGGAGAAUAACAAAUAUUUUGGACAGAACAAUGAUUGCUUCCUGACAAACAAUCUUAUGGAUAUGAACCUGAAAAAGCAGCUAUUGAAAGAACUGACCAAUCAGCACGUCUGACUGCUUAUACUUAGCCUUAUAUCAGAUGGAGGAUUUUCUCACAAUCUACAGCUUGGAGCAGAAUACAAUGGGGACUCUCUGCCUUUCUGUACAUUUUAAGACUCUCCUUUGGAAACAUUUCCUUCAAAAGAUUACGAUUCUAUAGGGUGAACAGUAGGUUGGGACUUUUACUUUGUCAUCGGUCAACCUGUCUCUUUCUAAUUCUGUCUAGCUCGUUCAGCCCUUCUAUUUCUUUAAUUAUACAGAAGACGAAAGCCCAAUGCCCAAGAAUAAAGUGUAAAUGGUAGGACCUAUAUUAUUAUUGAUCAUUUUAUACAAGGCUAUAGAAAGUUAGUAAUAACAGUAAAAUGCAAUUCUGUCAACUGGACAAAAUGUUUUUGAGUGAAGAUAUUUCGCUGCUCAUCCAAGUGGCUUCUUCAGUUCUGGUCUAAUUGCUGGUGGAUUGCUAUAGAAAGUUGUUAAAAUACUUGAUAGCAUAAAGAAACGUAGUUGCCGAGUACUGACACAAUGCUCUACAUAAAUACUGAUCAAAUACUGUUUUUACGCAGUUUAUUAAAACAAUUAAACUAACUUACUUAGUUCAAAAUGGGAGAAUGUAAAAAACUUUGGAAGUCACUAGACAAGUAACAGAAAAAGUUAGUGCCUGCAUUUUCAUGAAGCACUAUGGAGUUUUAUGCAAUUAGAUGACUAAUGUUAAUCUUUGGUUGUGUACCCUUAUCUAACCUGCUUUUUUUUUUUUUAUUUUAUGUCAACUUAUGCCAUCCGAUCAAUGCCUGGACAGACGUUACAUUGUUUUACCUCAUCUCUUCUUCUACAGUAUGUUGAGCGCACUCACAAACAUAUACAGUGUACUUUACAGCUAACAUUGUACUACUGAUCAAACUCAGCCACUGACAAAGUUGGACGGGAUCCCGGUUUUGGCUUGCUGUUAAAACCACUCUCAUUUCCUUUGGCUCGUGCCAGGUUUUGUUUUUGUAUCACUCCUCUUCAGUGCGGAUCACAGAGCAGAGACUGUGUGUAAAUUAAAAACGCAGCAUCUGGUUGUCAAGUGAAAAUGACAAACACUUGAACCAAUCAGAGCUUUCGGCUGUUCCCCUUUCCUAGGUAUCGCUGACACGUCUAUUGUCUGUGUAAGUGAUGAGACGUAAUAAACUAUGGUUGUGUACCUAAAUGUAUCUCUCUUCAAUACUGCACACAUUCAAUAUAUUCUUCUAUACAGUACACAAGCAAUAUACAUAUGCUCUACUGGGUGGUAAUUCUGUCAGUCAUAGGGGAUGUGUCUCUACAAAUAUAAUGUCUUGAUAAAUCGUCCCCUAAGAAUUAUAAGGUUAUAUCUGGCGUUUUAGUCGAAAUGAGUUAUGAGUUAAUAAAUUGCUGUUUCUGAAUGCC